GGGAAUAUGUAGCAGAAUAUCUGAUCCCAAAUAUCCCUCUAUUUUCAACCUCUUUUUUUUUUUUUUUUCAGAAUAUCUGAUCCCAAAUAUCCCUCUAUUUUCAACCUCUUUUUUUUUUUUUUUUGAGGGAGCUCUAUUUUCAACCUCUUAAUUUCGCUUCAACAUCACACAAUCUCUCUCCUUCCUAACUAUGGACCUUAACACCUUCCAUCAAUCGCCGCCGCUCUUCCUACUACACAUCCACCACCGGACACCUUCCCGUUGACAUGUCACCACCGCCAACCAUCAACGGCUGCCACCGCCACAACAACAAACCCUGCGUAUCCAAGCCUCCUGCCGUCCCUGACAUUUUCCUCACUGCCUUCUCCCUUCUUUUCCUCUUCUCCUCCCCCAAAGCCCAUCAGAAUCGUACCCUCCUGCCCAGAUGCCUCUCUUCCCCUCCUAAGCAUCGCCGCUUUCUCAGAAUUUCCACCAUGUCCUUGACCAAUUCCCACUUCCCCACCCCUCAGGCCCUCUCCGAUUGGCUCAAGCCCCGAUUGCCUUCCGAUUCGUUUGCCUCCUGGGGAGUUAAGCCUGGGACCAAGAACGUUCACAAUCUCUGGCUAGAGCUCUCCGAAGGGGAGACGUGUCUUGCCGACUCAUCCCCUCCACUCCGUACAGUCAAUGUUGUUACUGUUCGCAUUAUUGGGAAAAACAACCGCUUUUUGGUCGAAUCUCGGCAGGAAUUGUCUGAUGGUAGUGUCAGGGAUCGGUUCCGACCCUUGUCCGAGAAAAUGAAGCCCGAUGAGAACCCUGAAGAGGCUGCUAUUCGUGCGGUGAAAGAGGAACUUGGGUCUAUAAUUAAUCUUGGUUUGGAGGAUGGUGAGGUGGUAAAGAUUGUUCCUGGAUCAUAUCAGAAGAAGAUGGAAGAGAGGAAUUCGGUUUCUUAUCCAGGAUUGCCAGCGUGCUACGUGUUGCAUUCGCUGGAUGCGUGGGUGGAAGGUUUGCCUGAGGGAGAGUUUUGCACUGAAGAAGGGGAGGAGUAUAAGGAUGCUAAUGGGAGCAGGGCUCUGCAUAAAGCUGUGACUGUGAGAAAGCAUUACUGGAAAUGGGUUAGUCCUUCCUGAUUCCGUUCGUUCUUGAUUUCACCAUAUUGGCUGUGUAACUCAGCUGAAAUUAUGAAAAUUCUUAGGUUUUAUUGGCUUUCGGUUUUUUUUCUUUUUUUUUUUUUUUCUUUUUUGUCAUGGUGGCGACAAUGUUCUUGUUGUCGACCAUGGUUUGGAGCUCUUGAGAUGCUAAUGAAAUAAAUAAAAGAUCUUGCUAUAUGCCAGUUCCAGAGUUCUGUGCAUUGUGAAUAUACACUUUUGAUAUUU
Rubroshorea leprosula is the source of this 1352-nucleotide messenger RNA. The record is from the annotation of a GenBank genome assembly. Lineage: Eukaryota; Viridiplantae; Streptophyta; Magnoliopsida; Malvales; Dipterocarpaceae.